Messenger RNA from Eucalyptus grandis, 2471 nucleotides. RefSeq lists its product as uncharacterized. Gene Ontology annotation, biological process: DNA-templated transcription. Gene Ontology annotation, molecular function: chromatin binding. The record is from RefSeq and is a predicted model, not a curated record. The transcript is spliced from 8 exons. Bases 183 to 2051 code for a protein of 622 amino acids. Lineage: Eukaryota; Viridiplantae; Streptophyta; Magnoliopsida; Myrtales; Myrtaceae.
CCGUUCGAAGCUUUCGUGUACUCACGACUCUGUCGCGUCACCGCCAUUCCGGACGCACUCGAACCUUCGUAUCUCUCUCUCUCUCUCUACACGAGCGCAGGCGCUCGGCUUCGCAAAAUCGAAAAUUUGAUCGCACCCAGUUCGCGCAAUCCGAUCCGUUCCAUUGGGUCGACGGCGCCGGAAUGAGGAAUCGGAGGUUCGCGCAGUUCCCGACGAGCGACGAGGAGGAGGACGAGCCGCAGUCCCGGAAGCGGGUCACCCGCUCCUCGAAGAAUCCCGCGGAGAGCGAGGCCGACUCCAGGGGCAAGCGCCGGAAGCUGGUGAAGCUCGCGGACGAGGAGGAGGCGGCGGCGGACGGAGGAGGCGGAGGCGGCGGCGGCGGCGGCGGCGAGCCCGGGGCUGAUCAGGAGGGCGGGCGAGAGGGGAAGGAUACGAAGAGCAAUGUGAAGAGGAAGAGGAAGAAGGAGGAGGAGGAGGAGGAAGAGGAGGAAGAGGAGGACGCGGAGGAGGAGGAGGAGCCCGACGAGGACGCGAAGCCGAUCGGCGAGGCGAUUAGGUUUUCCGGGAAGGGGAGGGGGCGGAGGAGCCACUACGAGGGGUUCGAAUUCGAUGGGAAUCAAUACGAGCUCGAGGAUCCUGUACUUCUAGUCCCUGCUGAAAAAGAUCAAAAACCUUAUGUGGCUAUUAUCAAGGAUAUUGCACAAACGACAAAAGGAAGUGUGAUGGUUACUGGGCAAUGGUUCUACCGCCCUGAAGAGGCAGAGAAAAAGGGAGGUGGGAGUUGGCAGUCACGGGACACUAGACAGCUUUUCUAUAGUUUCCAUCGGGAUGAGGUUCCUGCAGAAUCUGUGAUGCACAAGUGUGUGGUCCACUUCGUGCCAAUUCACAAGCAACUUCCUAAUCGAAAACAAAAUCCUGGUUUCAUAGUGCAAAAAGUUUAUGACACCGUUGAAAGGAAGUUGUGGAAGUUGACUGAUAAGGAUUAUGAAGACAACAAACAGCAUGAGAUAGAUCUUCUCGUUCAGAAAACCUUACAACGCUUGGGAGAUCUUCCAGACAUUGAUACAGAGGAUGCUCAUGCUGAUCAGGAAGAUCAGUUGAAGAGAAAAAGGAGCUUCCGACGAAGGAACAUGUCCCCUUUGGAUGUCUCUAGAGAGGAAGAUUUAACGGCCAAAUCAGAUCAACACUUCAAAGCUGAAACACCAGGAAGUUGCACAAGUAACACCUCUGAAUACUAUGCCAUUUUAGUCAAGUCUAAUGAACUGACUGGGGAAAGUGCUCGUGAUAAAUGGUUAGAGAGGCUUCUUCAGGCAGUACAGUAUGUUUGCACUUCUGAAGGAACUAAUGAUGAAAAUGAAACUAAAUGUUCUGAAGGAGUCAAUGGAUCUCAAGAACAGAAAGUGAAGGUUGAGCAUCCUUUAAUUUGGCCAGAUGCUGCGGUGUCAGCAGUAACUGCCCUUGAGAAGGCUUCACAUCAAACCCUUUCAUCAGAUUUUCAGAAAUAUAAUCAGAAGUUGAGGCAGUUGUUGUUCAAUCUGAAGGGUAAUGCGCUUCUAGCCCGCCGUUUAUUAAAUGGAGAAUUGGAACCUUCCAAGAUACUGAACAUGUCGCCCAGCGAGUUGAAGGAGGGCUUGACUGCAGAGGAGACGGCAAGAAAGGAGCCAGAGGAGUCAGAGUGCAUGCAGAUGACAGAUGCCCGUUGUUCUAGAUGCAGCGAGUUUAAAGUUGGUGUGAGAGACAUCAUCCAGGCUGGACAUGGAGAUCGUUACCAGCUGGAGUGCAUUGCUUGUGGACAUUCCUGGUACGCAUCUAGAGAUGCAGUGUCGAUGCUGACAAUAGAUGGGCCAAGCUCCACCAGAAGUGUGGGUACCGCACCAUGGGCCACUACGAAGUUCGAAAGCGUGGAGAAACAGCUGGCUAGUCCCCGAGAAUCUACCAAGCCACUGGAGGAUGCUUUUAAGAAAAGCACUGAAGCUAAAAUCCCAUUUUUAGAAAGGCAGAAAUCGGUUAUCAAGUCCAAGUUAGAUGAGAACUCCGAAAUCACAAAAUGAGCUAAGUAGGCACUUUUUGCACCUUCAUAGCAUCCUUAACUCGGCAGUGGUCAGCGAAGGUUAGGAUCACGAUGUACAGUUGUUGUGGAUAGUCGUGCUGCUGCUGUGUUCAUAAAUAGGUGUAUAGUCUCCCAAUAUCUAGUCAUGAGAUUGGAUCAAUGCUGGCGGAGAUAGAAUUGACCGACUUUUUUUUAUAGAGAGGCAUACAAUUUCUUACCCAAUCUUUUCAAGACAAACGGGUGAAUGGAGGGUUGGUUUGCAAUAUGCCUGUUGCGGCGUGCUGGGUAGGGUACUGGCUGCAAUAUAACCUGCAGUAUGAUUGCUCAUACGGUGCAAAAGUGACAUUGCCACCCCUACUGCUCAGUGCGGCGAAUAGGUAAUUUCAUUGUUCCAUCUAUCUAGGGAUGACCUUUUAGUUGA